GUAUUCGCCCAGAGUAAAGGCAGCGUUUUAUCCACCGGCUCCAGCGCUGACAGCUGUAACUGAGCUGAUAGCGCAACGCAACUCCGACUGCUCCACCAGCCAGCCAGCCAGCCAGCCAGCGUGGUCUGUGUGUGUGUGUGUGUGUGUGUGUGUGUGUGGGUCUCCCUAACCCACACACUCUCUCUCUCUCCCUCUCACUCUCUCUCACUCUCACUCUCUCUCUCUCCACCCCUCCCGUCUCUCUCCCUCUCUCUCUCAUCAUUUCUCAAUCUCUCUCCCCUCUCUUUCGCUCCGUCUCCUUCAGUCCCGCUCCCUUCUCUCCAUCUCUCUCCCGCUCUCUUUCUUUCUUUCUCUCCUUCUCUCUCCCUCCGCGCGCUCUCUCUCCCUCCCUCUCUCCUUCCCUCUUUCCAUCUCUUCUGCUUUCUCCCUCCCUCUCUCCCCAUCUCUCUCUUGGUCUCUCGUUCUCUCAGGCUCUCUCCGUCCGUCUCUCCUACUCUCUCUCCCUCCCUCCUUUCUCUGCUGCUCCUCUCAUCCCUCUCAUCCCUCUCAUCCCUCUCUCCCUCUCUCCCUCCCUCCCUCUCCCCCUCUCUGUAGUUGGUGUGGAUCGGGAGGAGAUGCCGCUGGAGAUAGUUUGCAAGAUUGCGUUCUCGGAGGAGGGUGAGCAGGGUGGGGAGGGGGUGGAAUGUGAGAGAAGGAGUUUGUUGGACGAGAGCGUGCCGAUGAUGGCGGCCAACAUGGGCAGCUUUGCCGACACCAGUUCCCUGCACGGUUUGCGGCACGUCUUUGUGCCCAGCGGUUGCGGUGUGAAGCCGGCACUCUGGGCUCUGGCCUGCCUCUGCUCGUUGCUGCUGGUGGUCUACCAGGUGGUCAGUUGCUCGCUGACCUACCUCCACUACCACCACCUCACCGCGCUGGACGCUGCUCCUCGCCACCACCUGCCGUUCCCCGCCGUCACCAUCUGCAACAUGAACCGGUUCCGGCACACCGCGCUGACCGAUGCCGACAUCUAUCACCUGGCCAACAUGACCGGACUCCCGCCCAAGAGCACCGACGCUCACCGUGCCGUCCAGCAGGGCUACCCCCCCCCAAACAUGCUGGACAUCUUCAACCGCACCGGCCACCAGAUCGAGGACAUGCUGAAAAACUGCAACUUCAGUGGGGCCCACUGCUCCGCCAGCAACUUCACCACGGUCAGUGCCCCUUUAAAUUAA
Molecule: messenger RNA, 1211 nt
Organism: Leucoraja erinaceus (little skate)
Lineage: Eukaryota; Metazoa; Chordata; Chondrichthyes; Rajiformes; Rajidae
Product: acid-sensing ion channel 4-A-like
Exons: 1
Coding region: 615-1211 (198 amino acids)
Biological process (GO): sodium ion transmembrane transport
Cellular component (GO): membrane
Molecular function (GO): ligand-gated sodium channel activity
Source: RefSeq, a predicted model, not a curated record